This is a messenger RNA of Saccostrea echinata, 1686 nucleotides long. RefSeq lists its product as uncharacterized. The record is from RefSeq and is a predicted model, not a curated record. Lineage: Eukaryota; Metazoa; Mollusca; Bivalvia; Ostreida; Ostreidae. Bases 48 to 1145 code for a protein of 365 amino acids. The transcript is spliced from 3 exons.
CUCUGAUUAAACAUCAAAGGCAGCCGUUUCCUAGAUCAGUCAUAAUAAUGCCGAGAUUGGUUCUACUUUUUGUACUUGGUUUACUCUUGGUCAGUCACAUAGAUGGACAAAAGAGCAAAAGAAAGUCGAAGUUUAAAGCUCUACUACCUGUCUUUGAGCCUCCGAAGCCCAAAACGAACAGCAUUGCAGAGAAACCGAAAACAACAGGUACUGCAUCAUCAUCAACCAUUGAAACUGUUGCAACAAUUGAAAUUGGAAAAGAAAAACCAUCUCAACCAAGUAAUCCUUCAAAAAUGGACUUACCACCAGAACCUUCAAAACCAGUUCAAGAACCAAAAGCAAUCAUCCAAAGUCCUCCAUCAAAUCAGAAUCAAAUUGCAAAGAAAAAUGUAAAAGCUUCACCAUACAGUCUGUUUCCAGAAGGGAUACCACAAAACAAACGAUCGAACACUCCAGUACAACAAUAUAAGCCUCCUACACGUGCAUUCUCCAUGAAGAAAACGAAACAAUCAAGUAAGAGUGCUCCAUCCAAACCAAGACUAGGGAAUGCUAAUUUCUUCGGUUUCAAACCCAUGACAUCAUCAACGCCUACACCAACCACACCAGCCCCACCACCUCCUGUACAACAAAGCUUAUUUAACUUUUUCAGUGGACAAAAUGGUCCUUCUCCAACCCAACAAGCAAUUCCAUUCCCUCUUCCAUCCAUGCCACCAUACCCAGGACUGCCGAACAAUAACCCACAACUGAAAAAUGUUUACCGAAUGAUUGCAACGUGGCUAGUUUCUCACGCUAUGAAUGGAAAUAAUAACGCUGCUCCUCGUCCAGUAACAACAACGAAACAAACCCCUCCAACUCCUCCGAUGCGUCUUCCAAAUACACAAAGACAACAACAGCAACAAAGACGACACAAUUUGUUGACACCUCCUCCACAACGAAACAGAAAGCAAAUGAAAGCAUCUAAACGUUCUCAGAAAAAAACACAGACCCAGAGGAACAAGAAACAAGAAGAAGCAUUACGCCGAAUGAGGGAGAAAGCCUAUAGGGAGUACAUGGAUGAAGUGUUUGACGUGGACGUCCCAGAUACGGCUUUUGCCAAUGGUCGUAUUCCAUCAUUUCAGGCACCUUCAUUUGAAUUCCCUUGGUGAUCCGAGAAACAUUUUAUAAAUAGAUCGUGAAAUUCCAAUUGAAUGGAGAAUCCAGAACGAAAAAAAACUUCAUAUAUUUAUUUUCUCGGAUUUACUUCAUUACGAGAAACAAAACAUGUUUCGUCCCUCAUCUGCUUCAGGUGAAAAGAACUGCGCCUUUAGAAGAUUAGGAAGAUCGCAGAUGAAGCAACAUACAUUGUAGCAAAAUAAAGAGUUUUCCUAAUAAAUAUUUAUAUCUCGAUGUAAACAGUCAACAGAUUUCAGUCCAAAAAUAGUUGUACAUGUAUAUGAAAUAUUCAUUGUUUUUUAUACUCAGUUUAAUUGGCACUUUAUUGCCUAUUCCACGUGUUCAGAAGACAUAAGGUGACAAAUAUGAGUAAUUAAAUGACAUUAAUUAAUAAAAACUUGAUUACGUUACACCUAAACCAGGUCGUACACCUAUAUAAUGUGUACAUCAAAAAUGCGGAUGAUAUUCAUUAUAGAUGUACAUGUAGCAGCUAAUUAUGUAUCAUAUAUAACUGUAAUAAAUACAAUAACCGUC